Nematolebias whitei (Rio pearlfish) is the source of this 2792-nucleotide messenger RNA. RefSeq names its product ribosomal protein S6 kinase-like 1 (gene rps6kl1). Lineage: Eukaryota; Metazoa; Chordata; Actinopteri; Cyprinodontiformes; Rivulidae. The transcript is spliced from 13 exons. The coding region runs from base 271 to 2583 and encodes 770 amino acids. Gene Ontology annotation, molecular function: ATP binding; protein kinase activity. Gene Ontology annotation, biological process: protein phosphorylation. The record is from RefSeq and is a predicted model, not a curated record.
GUUAUGGCCUUCAACGCUAAGCAGGAAUCUGUGUGGCUAUAGCUUAACACAGAGAGGCAUUUGAAGAGUGGUCAUCAGAAUGAAAGGAUAAACAAGGUUAACUCUUUGUUUCCUUUGGCUCGGACCAUCAUGCUCUGCUGCAAAGGUCUUGGAGUGGCUGCGCUCAGACACCUACAGCGCUCAGUAUCAGCUGACAGAGAUGUGCCCUGCUGCUGAUCAGGCACAGGAGCAAAGGCUCACCUGGACCUUGUUGGACUAAAAAAGACAGAAAUGGCAAAGAGAGAUUACCUGGUGGAGGCGGCCAAGCAGAUCCGCAUGGCACUGGACAGUGAGGUCAAUGAAGACUACGAGGCUGCUUUCAGCUAUUAUAAGAACGGCGUGGACUUGCUGCUGAAUGGAGUCCAGUUGGAUCCAAACAAAGAUCGACGAGAGGCUGUGAAGAGGAAGACAACCCAGUAUUUAAAAAGAGCUGAGGAAAUCUUCAUCACACAUUUACAGGAUAACUUUGGAAAGGGAGGCUCUCAUUUAGGGGGCUACAGUAGUCUGAGAUUCCGUCCAAUCAGACACCUGAGUUCACCUGUAGAGGAUCUGGAGAUGUGCAAAGUGGUGGGAGUCAGUGAUAAGGUCCUGAUUGUCCAAAGUAUGGUCAACAAAGAGAUGUUUGUUGUAAAGAGCCUGGUCAAAUCAAGCUGGGAGAGCAGGGAUCAGCCGACUAUUAUUCCUCAAGGGGUGCCCUACAUGGUUAAGCUGCUGAGAUAUUAUGUCAGCGAGGAUGCUGUGUACCUGCAUCUAGAGCAUGUGAAAGGUGGGAGGCUCUUCUCCAAGUUGCAUAAACUGAAAAGCGAGAAGGCCAAAGAACACCCAGAAUGCUUCACUUCUAGCCAACAUAGCCACAAGAUGAAGACCAGCCACACCUCACCAACGAUCAGCGUGGACUACCAGCACGGCGGCCGGAGCACAGCGGUGAUCCCAGACACACUGACUGACGAGAGCCCAGAUACAGACUUCCCAGCCUCAUGGGAUGAGACUCAGCAGCGCCUGGAAAGCUGCGGGACUCACUCCUACAUCGAGGAGACGGGCUGCUUGCAGAAUACGCGCUCCGCGGCAUCAUUUUAUACCAAGCUUGAUCAGUUAACGCUGCUCUCUGGCCUUACUAGGACACAAGUUACCACCCACAUCCAUCCACCAGCUCCCAGUUUGUGUUUGCACUCCAGCGAUACUCAGGAAAGGCCUGCUCUUCCUCUCCCUUGCACUCGUGUCAGUCAGACUCUUGAUGUCAUGUCAGAACUCCAUAAAAAGAAGGCAGGAAUGGGGCUGAUAGAGUGCAGUUCAGACUUCGAAGCAGCUUGGAAAGCCUCAGAUCCAUCCCCAGACUGUGAGAGAAUAAACCCCUAUGCAGUGACUGACAAUAAUUCACCAAGAACAACUGCAGAGACUGCACCUCGGACAAAUCAGACCUCGUUAAAUAAUUCAGGGUCACCUAAAAGUCAUAGUCAGGUUUUAAGUUCCUCUCCUGCCAUUUUGCAUCUUCCUCUCCAUUGCCAAACCCAAAUCCACGGCAGGGCUUCGUGGGAUGUGAACGGCUCUCUCCAGGGAUCUUUUCUGAAUGGUAACUCUGCAGAAGUAAAUACAGACUCAAAGCUCGGCAGCAGCAGUCCAACUGCUGAAGAAAGAAAUGGAAUGAUAGUUAUACGGAGCACAGACAGAGCAGUGUUUUCUGGUCCCAUGGAUACAAAUAUUUCAGAAAGAUCUGUUUAUCCAAACAGCGCCGCAAGAAAGGAGACAUUUUUACCUGUAACAGGCUUCAGUGGUGGAAACGAAGGGGUAGAAAUAGCCUGUGAGGUCACAAGUUCUGAAGAAAAGAAGCCACCUCUAAAAGCAGAAUCAUAUGUGGGUUGGUUUUCCUCUGGAUCGUCUGAAGUCCCAACUCAAAUGAGUAAAAAGGAUAAAGAUAGUUUACUACAUGGACCAGAGAGGCAGGAGGAAGACCAGAUCAUUGAGGUCGAUGGCUGGUGUCAUCUGCCUCGGUUCCCUGCCCAGACCUCAAAGCCUGCAAAUAAGGCUGUGCAGACCUGGUGGGGACUUGCAGAAGCAGAGGUGCGUAUAUGGGGGGCACAGAUUCUGCUGGCCCUGGAGAGUCUGCAUCAACAGGGCGUUCUGUGUCGGGAUCUCAACCCCAGAAACAUUCUGCUCACCAGCAAUGGAAAGGUGUGUUUGACAUUUUUCAGCCAGUGGAGUGAGGUUCAGUCAGAGAUCAGCUCCAAAGCCAUGGAACAGAUGUACUGUGCUCCAGAAAUUGGAGGAGUUUCCAGGAUCACAGAAGCUUGUGAUUGGUGGAGUCUUGGAGCUUUGCUCUUUGAACUUUUAACAGGAAUGCCGCUGUGGCAGCUCCAUCCAGCAGGGAUCCACUCCCACACCCAGCUGAUAAUCCCGGACCACCUGAGUGCUGCGGCUGCUUCUUUGCUCACAGAGCUGCUCCAGUUCGAUGCUGGGUAUCGAUUGGGUUCUGGAGGUGGAGGAGUGAGCGACAUCAAGUGUCACCCCUUCUUCAGCAGCGUCUCCUGGAAAGCUCUGUCCUGUUAGCAGGAGUGGUUGGAGCACAUGAUAAAUCUAGACGCAGCACUGAUUCCAGCUGCUUUUUGUGCUUCCCAAAGAAAAGGUUUCAACACCACCUGAAUAAAGUUGUGACGCAUGUCCCACCCAGAACACCAGAUUAUUUUAAACUUGUAAAAUUUACUUAGGAACUGGUUUCUUUAAUGCAAUUUUGAUAGUUAGGUUUUACAUUUGUAUCA